Molecule: messenger RNA, 2222 nt
Organism: Passer montanus (Eurasian tree sparrow)
Lineage: Eukaryota; Metazoa; Chordata; Aves; Passeriformes; Passeridae
Gene: NUDT15
Product: nudix hydrolase 15
Exons: 3
Coding region: 1612-2103 (163 amino acids)
Biological process (GO): dGTP catabolic process
Cellular component (GO): cytosol
Molecular function (GO): 8-oxo-7,8-dihydrodeoxyguanosine triphosphate pyrophosphatase activity
Source: RefSeq, a predicted model, not a curated record
UUCAUGUAUUUGUUGUGAUCAAUAGGAUGGUAGAGAGGAAGGGAAAAUCUUAGCGUACUGACAAAUAAAAAUAUAUUGUUUGUAAAAAUAUACUUUUUAUACUCUACAUAAUCAUCUUCAUAUAAGAUUUUCAUUGAAUUGUAUUCUGUAAUAUAGUAAACAAGCAUAAUGACCAUAUGGACUUUUUUUUUUUUGCAUUUAAAAAUAAAUCAGUAGAAUGACAAUGGGUCACCCUCAAGACUUGUUACUAAGUGCUUUUUGGUAAAAGGUACAGGAAAAUGAUGUACAUAGAAAGUAGAAUGCUUUCAUUGUUCAGGUAAAAAACUUUGUGGUGUUUUAAUGUAUUGGACCAAAAUGGCUUUGAUACGGCUUUUGUAAGAUCAUUGUCUUAAAAUGUAAAUACAGAAAUUAUAUAACUGAUAUGUCUGGUGUUUAAUCAUGAGAUUAGGAUACUCCUAAUGGAUAUGCUCAUGGACUAGGAUACUAUUCAGCUGUACUGGGGAGAUAGAUACAAAUGAAUGAGCUUGGUUUACAAAAAGUCUUGUUAGCUUGGCAAUUCGCCCAAGAUUAUUUAUUAUUGUUACUAUUGCUGUUAUUACCAAUGUCAGUAAUUCAUUAUAUGGGCUUACAUCACAUUUAAGCAGCAUGGCCAAAUACUGCCAAAGUGCAGCCUUGCUUCUAGCACACCCAGCCAUUUGUUCCUGACAUGCCCUUCAUGCCAACACCAGGACCCAUCUGAUGCUGUAUUGAGCCACUUUGGGCAGUUAAACCCCAAAAAACUGAUGCCAGAAAAUGUGACUAAGGUUCAGACAGUUGGGUCCCGUGACCUUCACAUGUAAAUAAAACCAUCUGUACAUAGGUAUUUUAAAACAUUAUCAACACACAACCAAAACAAACAAAACCAACCAAAUAAAAACACAAAACCAAUCUGAAAGGUCUGCAAAUAAAAAACUUCUUUCUCUGUUGUGAUCAAUAGGCUGAAGAAGGGGAAAAUCUGACGAACUUUACAGUUGUUUAUAAAGAAAAUCAAAGCUUGUAUCUUGUAUUCUACAUAUCUCUGUAAUUUACAAAAAUGUGAGAAUGAAGGUUAGUAUUUGGCAGCAGAAACUUUUAUUUCUUCUUUAAUAGUCAGGAACUGACUAUUAUGCCUGUGGAGCUCUGCUCAGCUGUUCUUCUGCCUGUGGAGCUCUGCUCAGCUAAGUUUGUAGCUUCCUGUUUAAAUAAUUCCCACGUGACACUUCAGAGUCAGACUCUCCGCAGACCAGAAACAGUGGGCUAACCAAAGAAGGGCCACUUCUUAAAUUCUGAACAAAUCUGCAGUGAAGAGACCGACUGGCUCCUUGAGCUUCAAAAACGGGAUCGCAUCUUGCUUGUUUCCAGCUGCCCCUCGUUUGCACGAACGCCUUUUCUGUUCCCGGUGGCCUCAGCAGGCGAGAGGCAGGGGCGGCAGGGAGGCAGCAGGACCGGGCGCCGCUCCGUGCCGAGCCCGCCUCGCAGCCCCGCCACCGCCGUCACCGCCCCGCGGCUCCGGUCACACCCCCCCGAGGGCUGCCAAAACCCGGGCUCCCAAACCGCGAUUGGCGGAUCCGCCCCCGCCUGCUCGGGGCUGCCAUGGGCGAGCAGGCGGCGGAGCCCCGGCGGCCCGGGGUCGGCGUGGGGGUGGUGGUCACCAGCGCCGCGCACCCCGGCUGCGUCCUGCUGGGCAAGCGGAAAGGUGCGCUGGGCGCCGGCACCUACCAGCUCCCCGGAGGGCACCUGGAGUUCGGGGAGAGCCUGGCGGAGUGCGCGGCGCGGGAGACGCUGGAGGAGGCGGCGCUGCCGCUGCGCCACGUGCGCUUCGCGUCGGCCGUGAACGCGGUGUGCGCGUCCCGGCGCUACCACUAUGUCACCGUGCUCAUGAAGGGCGAGGCCGAGCCCGGCGCCGAGCCGCGCAACCUGGAGCCCGACAAGAACGAGGGCUGGGAAUGGGUCAAAUGGAAUGAAUUUCCUCCAGCAGAUCAACUGUUCUGGGCCUUGCGCUGUUUAAGAGAGCAAGGUUACAAUCCCUUUACAGAAGAGCUCGAUCAUCUAAAGGGGUACACGGGAAGUCACCAGUUAGAGUAAAAACAAAUUGUACCUUACAUGACAAACUAAAGGACGGACCUGCUUUUUUUGGUAUAGAAGAAAAAAAAGAUAUGAAGUGCUCACCCUGCCCAUGUGAAAAUAUUACCUUUCCCAAAGAA